Crotalus tigris (Tiger rattlesnake) is the source of this 2207-nucleotide messenger RNA. RefSeq names its product ATP synthase subunit epsilon, mitochondrial-like. Gene Ontology annotation, molecular function: proton-transporting ATP synthase activity, rotational mechanism. Bases 1 to 321 code for a protein of 106 amino acids. The record is from RefSeq and is a predicted model, not a curated record. Gene Ontology annotation, cellular component: mitochondrial inner membrane. The transcript is spliced from 2 exons. Gene Ontology annotation, biological process: proton motive force-driven mitochondrial ATP synthesis. NCBI's taxonomy places the organism in Eukaryota, Metazoa, Chordata, Lepidosauria, Squamata, Viperidae.
AUGUUCGUCUCGAUCUUUCAGCGCUUCCGGGUUAGAUUGCGGCAAACCAGUCUACCCCUCUUCGACUGGGCAACUUUGUGGCCUCAGGCGGGCGACAUCUUUGAGCAAGUGGCUCAUUGGAGGCAAGCUGGGCUCAGCUAUAUCCGCUACUCUCAGAUCUGGGCAAAAGCAGAAAGAGCAGCCCUGAAACCUCAGUUUAAAACGGAGGCAGAGAAAGCAGCUGGAAGCCAUGUAAAAACUAUAAAACCCAAAACGGAAAUGACACAAAACCCAUUCUCUAGAAGGAAAAAUGACAACUCAUGUCAAGCAAUAAUAAAAUAAAUCUUCAAGGAAUUAAACUUUCAUCUCCACAAACCAGCCAUGUAAUUACUGGUAAACACUUUAAACUGUACUCCGUGGAAAAGAAAUGGUAAUUAAAAGGCUUUAUUUUUUUUUUUUUAGAUUUUAACACAGCUGGAGGAUGCAAGUUACAGAAAUAUCUGCUAUUCCCUGAGGAGCCCAGGAUUCUAAAUAUUCCUUCAGAUUCCUUAAUAUUAUUAUAGGAUUAUAUCAUUAGCUGUGGAUGAAAAUAGUUCAUCUGAAUCUUCUUAAUCUCAGCUAUGUAGAGAGCUUCUUUCAGAUUCAAGGAUACAGAUAGUCCUCAAAUUACAAUCACAAUCGAGAGCAGAAUUUUGGUUGCUAAGUGGUCAGUUGCUAAGUGAGUCACGCCCAAUUUCCUACCUUCUCUGCCAUGGUUGUUAAGCAAAACAUUUAAGUGAAUUAUGUGGCUGUUAAGUGAAUCUGGCUUCCUUCCUUGACUUUGCUUGGGAAGGUCACAAAUGGCAAUCACAGGAUUCCAGGAUGCCACAACUGUUGUCAAUACACACUGGCUGCCAAGCACACAAAUUUUAAUCACUUCAUCAUGGGGAACGCAGUGGCGGUCAUAAGUGCAAGGAAAGGCUGUAAGUAACUUUUUUUUUUUUUUUAGUAACGCUGUAACUUUGAAUAGUUACUAAGCAAAUGCUUGUAAGUUGAGGACCACUUCUAUUUUAGAUAGAAACUGUAAAAAAAAUUCUGCCUGUGCAUAUUAUGUACCAAGCCCCACCCUGUAGGAUCUGGAGGGGAAAAACCUGAAAAAAACCACCAGAUUUUUUUUUAAAAAAACCACAUUCCCUGCACGUGACAAUGAACAAUACAAUUUCAUUUGAACAAAAAAAUACUGUGACUCAAAUGUGGAAAAUCUCCAACAAACAGCAUUUGUUUCCAAGCUACUGAAACAAAGGAUUCUGGGAAGGCUCUACUGAUGGCUAAUCUAGAACAAAACAGAGUUAACAGAGUUGGAAAGGGACCUUGGAGGUCUUCUAGUCCAACCCCCUGCUCAGGCAGGAAACCCUAUGCCAUUUCAGACAAACAGUUUUUAAAAAUUACCAGUGUUUUAGCCUUCAUAAUUUCUGGAGGCAAGUUGUGGCACUGAUUAAUUGUUCUGUUAGGAAAACGACAGUUGAAUGGGUAAGGAAUGUGAGACGAUUUCUAAUUCCAAUCCUGGUGUCUUAGGAACUCAGAGGCAAAAAGAACCAUUAAAAAGGGGGGUUAACUAAACUCAUAAACUCCUUGCUCAAUUCUCAGGCAGAUCAGGCAGAUUUUCAAAGCAAUAGAAAAGUUGGUUAGGAAGAUACCGCAGAAGUACUCCAGACAUUAGUAGUUUCAGCCAUCAAAUAUCAAGAAAUUAUAGAUCAAUGAAGGUGUUUGAUGUAACCAGUUUACAGCUUGGGAAAGAAGACAGUGUUAUCUGAGAUUAUCACAUGAAUCUCGAUCAAUGGUGAGAUAUGAAUAAGUAAGUAUUAGACUGCGAAGAGUAUAAAAAGAAUAACUCAUGCCUAAGAUAUUUCUGCUAUCCUGUCUCAUUUGCAUAUGAUUCAAACAAAUCUUAUUACGCAAAUGCCUUAAAAAGCCCUGAUACAGAAAUAGUUAUUCAUUGGAUUUGUGUACGUAUGCUAUGCUACACUAACUUUUAUCAGCAGGAAAGUUUGACGAUAUUCUUAACAAUCUCUAAUUUGUGCUUGGUGAACCGUUACACUAAUGGCUGAACUAAAACAGAGAUAUACAAGAGGAUUUCAAAAUCUGGAACGGUGACUCACGACCAGCUUUAUGCCUAUGCAAAUUAUCACUUUCGUCUUCAGGCUGUUAUAUUUCCACUUUGAAAAAACCGAUUCGGUAGCGAUUCCCUU